AUGACAAUUCCCACAGUUGUAAACACUGGAGCACCUCUAUCUACUACUGUUUUCAACUUUCCAGAACUAAUUAGUUUCAAAGUUCGAGGUGAUGAAAUGAAUGGGUAUAUUGGUGACAUUAACCAAAACACUAUUUUAAAAUUCAAAGAUCUUCCAAAACUACUUAGUAUCGCAAUUUCAUCAGAUAAAUCAUUUGUAACAGUGCCAAGUGAUUUCCCAGUCAAUUAUAAUCUAACAGCACUCACAAAGGUUGAUUUUGGAGCUUCUCCCAUUGCAUCGAUUCCAGGAUUCUUUAAUCACUCGUCUCUUCAAGUUAUACAAUUGACAAACUUGCCUCAACUAACAUCAAUCACACUCGACUCGUAUACACGGCUUCCAAAGGCUGGAUUAUUGAUUAUCCACGUGAACCCUGUCACUCCUCUAACACUUGAUCUUCAACAAGCUAGUAUACCACUACUAUAUAUGCUUUUAAUGACUAAUACUGGUUCUGGAAUCAUUAAUGUUAAUUUGAAUAUUUCAAAUUCUCUUGCAACAUCAUUUAACACUGUAACAGGUGCAUAUCAUAUAAAUGCUAUUGACUAUUCAAAAAUAAAUGAAUUAGCUUUAUAUGGCAUAACUUCAACAGUGACACCAGACCCAAUAACUUGGCCAAGUUUAAGAACUUGGAGAUAUUUUUAUACAUUACUAUCAACCUAUCCCUUUUCAGUAUUUCCUCCACAAUUACUAGUCUUUGGAUUAAUCAAUUCAGCAGCGAUAUCUAUUCCCACCAACAUCCCACUAUCCUCUGAACUCAAGGCAUUAGUAAUUGCACAAAGUCAAAUUACAGGUCCAGUGCCAUGGGAAUAUUUUGAAAAUCAAGGAUCAAUGUUUUUCAUAGAUAUAUCGGGUAACCCUGGAAUCACCGGUGUUGUACCUCCUUCCAUGUGUUCGUUCAGGCUAUAUGCUCUAAACACUGGAAUCACAGAUCUCCCAGAUUGUUUUUAUUGUUAUAAAAGCUCUCUUAAAAGUAUUAUUCAAACAGACCUCUCUGUUCCAACUAAUUUCCAAUGCAAUAUAACGAUUACCCAGUAUACAUUAAUAUUUGUUUUUGGAAAGUCAAUGAUCCAAGGUCAUAAUAUUGGGUAUGGAUCUGAUACUGGUAGAUUUAAAUUGGACCCAAUCCGUGCAAACGAAUUAUUAACGGUUACAGAUUCUAUUCCACCUCCAACACCUCUUCCAAUGUUUGAUGUUACAAUCCAAUUGGAUGCCAGUUACCCUCAGUAUAAUUUUACAUUCUCAUACCUUGAGGUUGGGUUUAUUGUUAGUAAUCAAAUUCUCCUUACGUUCUUUCCACAGGGUCGAGUUUUAUUCAGUAUUCCUUACUCGAAAAUACAAUUAACCGUUUCUCAUGUUGUUAGUAUCAAUGAAUCUUUGACACUCCUUCCUACAAUAGUUGGAGGUGGCUAUAUCAACUUUACAUUGACAACACCAAAUGAUGGACAAUCAUCCAUUCUCGUCUCAAAUGAUUACUUUUAUUCUGGUCCUUUAUCAUAUCUUUAUACUCAAAAUCAUGUAAUGUUACCACAGAUUGGUAGUGAUUUUACAUUCUCAGGUUUGUUUGGAAGUAUUUUGGAUAUUAGUACAGCACUUGUUUAUUUCAAUGGUGAUGCUACGAUAUGUAAAGUUGUGUCGAUGAAUGGAAACAAUAUGGUGUGUAGAGUACAAAAUAAUUUCAAAGGAGGUGUGACAGCUAUAUCGACCAGUGUCGAUGGAUUCACUUCUAGGUCUACCUAUGGACUCAAUUUAAAGACUCCAUAUUCCGAGUGUCAACAAUUCAAUACUGCUUGUCAACUACAUGGACAAUGUAAUAUAGAUGGUCAAUGUCAAUGUGAUACAGGUUACUAUGGUGUAAAUUGUACAAUUGGUUAUCCAAAAUUAACUUCUGGUAGUUAUGUAGAUAACACAACAACUAGAAUCAUUAGUUUGUUUGGUGAUUUUAGUCUAGAGCCAUCAAAUGUUACCAUUACAGUUAAUGGUACUUGGACAUGUACACCGUUGGUUACUUUACCAACUAUGGUUAAUUGUACCAUUCAACCAAUUCCAACAACAACUGGGUUAGUGUCGGUUGAUAUUAGUGUCAAUGGUUCAACAAAUAAUGCAAAAGGGUUUAUUUUAUUCCGUCCCAUUCCAACCACUCCAUCCUCUUCUGAACAAUCAUUGGACUCUUCAAGCUCUGAUUCAUCAGAGACACCAAUCAAUCAAUGUCCAAAUAAUUGUUUUGGUCAUGGUGAAUGUAUCAAUUCAAAAUGUAAAUGUUUUGAAGGAUACAAUGUACAAGAUAAUUGUUUGACAAAGAUAAUCAAUAAUACAAUCACACCCAAUACAACAGCACCAACAACAUCAUUUGAUAUUGAUGGAGUCGAUUUCCAAUUUGAAAUUGUUGCCAUUCAAGAAAUAGAUGUUGACAGUAAUAUUGUUCAAGAAUUAUUGACUGAUAAAUGGAAUGCAACCAUUUACAAUGACACUCAAACAACCACAGUCAACUAUCAACUAAAUACUACAUCAACAACAGUAGCAGCAACUACAAUGGUCAGUGCAACGAUAUCAUUCUCAUCACAACCAAGAGAUAUUCCAUUUGGAUUAGAGACAUUACAUAUCAACGCCAACAGUAUCAAAGUAUCAGUGAAUAUCAGUGAUUGGCAAUACCAAUCAUUCUUGACAACACUACGAGUAAUAUUCAAAACCACACUAUCAAAAGAUCAAUCAUUUGAAUUUGAUUGUCAACAACAACAAAUCGACAGUCUUCAAUUCGAUCAAUUGUCAUCAUCGAUUCAAUAUCUCAGAGUUGUCAAAGAUAAUAUUCAAUUCACCGGUCGAUUCAUUGAUUAUGUAUUGUCAGAUGGUAGACCAUCAUUUUCAAAGACAUAUUUAAUCAAUCAAACAGACAACCAAGACAAUGAUCAGAUGACAACCAUAUUAAUUGGAAUCAGUACACCACAAUGUCAAUCAUGUAUUUUAGACCCAGAUUUCACACCAUUAUUAAUCGACAAGAGUGAAGAUUCUGGUUGUGAAAAGAAAUCAAAUGCAUGGAGAAUAGCUGUUGGUGUAUCUAUUGGUGGUGCUGCUCUCCUUGCUGCUGCAUUUGUUGUAUUUAAAUAUAGAUACAAUAUUGCCAAAAAGGCAAAAGCUGUAAAAUCACUCCAAAGAAAACUACAAAAUGUUUUAUUCUUUUAUUUCACAGUGGUGGUGUUGAUCACCACUAUUAGUCGUGUGGGGUUAGUUCGAUCACAAUCACUAUCACCGACAGAACUUGCAUCAGCUCAAUGGGUAAUACAACAAUAUGGAUUAGCUAUUUCACCACCUGAUGAAGCCACAAUUUGUGCAGCAACAUCGUUUACAUGUAUAAUAGAUAAUGGAGAAAAGCAUAUCACUAUAAUAUCGUUCCCAGGUAGCACAUACACACCAUCAGGAGCACCAAUUGAUGGAACUGUAUUUGAUUUUCCAGAGUUACGAACUUUUAGUGCCACUGCCAAUUUUGGUAACAUUGCUGACGUCAACCAAAACUCUUUAUUGAAAAUCAAAAACUUACCAAAAUUAACAACACUACUGUUCCGAAACGAUUUAUCGAUUACAACGAUACCAACCGAUUUUCCAGUGGCCUAUGGACUCGCUUCAUUAGCUGAUUUAUCAUUGUUCAGUCUCCCAUUUGCCUCAGUUCCAGGGGCGGUUUCAUUGACAAGUGGAGUUUUAAAUGUCAAUUUGAACUUGCCUUCUAUUGGCUCAUCCGUUGCAUUUACCACAUCAACUGGUACAUACAAUGUAAAUGUGGUCAACACGACCACCAUUAAAUCAUUAAUUAUUUAUGGAGAUGCUUCAACAGUUACACCCGAUCCAGCAACAUGGCCUAAUUUGGAGGCUUGGUAUCUCACUGGUGAACAACCAUGGUCAUAUUUUACAAAUCAACCAUCUGGGUUUAAAUUAGUUUUAUCAACAAACCAAGGUAUCACUGGUACUGUUCCAGCUUCCAUGUGUCCCUAUUCCCUUCAAAUCUAUUCAACUGGAAUUACUGCUCUGCCAGAUUGUUAUAAUUGCUAUUUUAACUCUCAAAAGGGUAUCAUUGCAACGAGUCUCCCACUUCCAAGUGGUUUCCAGUGUCCUAUUACCAUUGAUUCAUUUGAUUUGAUUUUCAUUGAUGGUUACUCAACCAUUACAGGUAAAAAUAUUGGCUAUGGUAAUAAUAGAGGAACAUAUUGGUUGACUCCUAUUAUCGGGAAUUCAAAGUUGGAGGUAAAUAAUAUGGAUUAUAAUCCGUAUCCUGGUCCAGGACAAGCAAUAUCUAUUCAACUUGAUUCCAACUAUCCAGCAUACAAGUUUGAUAAUUUUACAGAAUUUGAGGUUGGAAUCAAACUUGCACAAGUGUUUUUUAAUAGUAUUCUACCAGAAGGAAAGGUCACGUUCAGAAUCAAACAUCAAGCUUUACAAAUGGCACUCACUCAUUAUGUGAGUGUCAAUGGAUCAGAUCCCGUUCAAGUACAAUCGGUUGAUUCUCAAUUCUUGUAUACCACUCUGAUCACUCCCACCGAUGGACAGGCUAUUUUCAAUGUUUCAAAUAAUUAUACUAAUUAUGCUAUUGCCUAUAAUUAUCUACAAUAUUACCCAUUAGUAACCGAUAUGUUUCCAGUUACCAUUUCAAAGAUUGGUACAACAUUUACCUUUCAAGGGAACUUUGGAAACUUUUUGAAUGUUAGUGCUGCUACUAUCUCUUUUAAUGGUGACCCGACCAUUUGUAUUGUUACUGCAUUACAAAGCAAUUUUUUGACUUGUAUACAAGCCAAGCAUACUACUGCAGGUCCAACUAUAAUCUCAACAACUAUUGAUGGAUUCACAAGUAGGAAAACGUAUACUGCCAAUAUUAUAGAAACACCAUUGUCUCAGUGUCAACAAUUCAAUACAAUUUGUCAACUACAUGGGCAGUGUAACAUAGAUGGUCUGUGUGAAUGUAAUACAGGAUACUAUGGUGCAAAUUGUACAAUGGGUUAUCCAAAACUAUCAUCUGGUAGUUAUGUAGAUGAUACCCCAACAAAGACAAGAAUAUUUGCGUUGUAUGGUGAUUUUAGUAUUGCUCCAUCAAAUGUAACAGUCAAUAUAAAUGGUACUUGGCCAUGUACAACAAUUAUUACUCAACCAACUUUGGUGACUUGUGUCAUCCAACCAAUUCCAACAACCAUUGGUUUGGUGUCGGUUGAUAUCAGUGUCAAUGGUUCAACUAAUAAUGCAAAGGAUUUUAUUUUAUUCCGUCACAUUCCAACUACUCCAUCCUCUUCCGAACAAUCAUCACACUCUUCAAACUCUGAUUCAUCAGAAGUACCAGUCAAUCAAUGUCCAAAUAAGUGUUUUGGUCAUGGUGAAUGUAUUAAUUCAAAGUGUAAAUGUUUUGAGGGGUACAGUGUAGAGGAUAAUUGUUUGACAAAGAUAAUCAAUAAUAAUACAAUAACACCCAAUACAACAGCACCAACAACAUCAUUUGAUAUUGAUGGAGUUGAUUUCCAAUUUGAAAUUGUUGCCAUUCAAGAAAUUGAUGUUGACAGUAAUAUUGUUCAAGAAUUGUUGACUGAUAAAUGGAAUGCAACCAUUUACAAUGACACUCAAACAACCACAGUCAACUAUCAACUAAAUACUACAUCAACAACAGUAGCAGCAACUACAAUGGUCAGUGCAACGAUAUCAUUCUCAUCACAACCAAGAGAUAUUCCAUUUGGAUUAGAGACAUUACAUAUCAAUGCCAACAGUAUCAAAGUAUCAGUGAAUAUCAGUGAUUGGCAAUACCAAUCAUUCUUGACAACACUACGAGUAAUAUUCAAAACCACACUAUCAAAAGAUCAAUCAUUUGAAUUUGAUUGUCAACAACAACAAAUCGACAGUCUUCAAUUCGAUCAACUGUCAUCAUCGAUUCAAUAUCUCAGAGUUGUCAAAGAUAAUAUUCAAUUCACUGGUCGAUUCAUUGAUUAUGUAUUGUCAGAUGGCAGACCAUCAUUUUCAAAAACAUAUUUAAUCAAUUCGACAAAAUCAACCAAUGAUGAAGAUCAAAUAACAAUAUUAAUUGGAAUCAGUACACCACAAUGUCAAUCAUGUAUUUUAGAUCCUGAUUUCACACCAUUAUUAAUCGACAAGAGUGAAGAUUCUGGUUGUGAAAAGAAAUCAAAUGCAUGGAGAAUAGCUGUUGGUGUAUCUAUUGGCGGUGCUGCUCUAAUCGUUGCAGCUGUUAUUGUCAUAAAGUAUAAACUACUUACUGCCAAAAAGGCAAAAGCUGUAAAAUCACUCCAAAGAAAACUACAAAAGUUUGAAGUUGCAUCAGCUCAAUGGGUAAUACAACAAUAUGGAUUAGCUAUUUCACCACCUGAUGAGGCGACCAUUUGUGCAGCAAUAUCACAGUUUACAUGUACAAUAGCUAAUGGAGAAAAGCAUAUCACUAGAAUAGCAUUCUAUUUGAGCACAUACUCACCAUCAGGAGCGCCAACAGAUGGAAUUGAAUUUGAUUUUCCAGAGUUACAAUCGUUUCGUGGUACCGCCAAUCCCAGUUACAUUGGUGACGUCAACCAAAAUUCUUUAUUGAAAAUCAAAAACCUACGAAAAUUAACAGCACUAGAACUCCAAAAUGAUUUAUCAAUUACAACGAUACCAGCAGAUUUUCCAAUGGCCUAUGGACUCGAUUCUUUGGCUAGUCUGUUACUGUCAGGUCUCCCAACACCCUCGAUACCAGGGUUUUUCAACGGUUCUAGUAUUAGAAAUCUUCAAUUGUCAAAUUUUGCAAAUCUACAAACCCUUCCAAUCGACCAAUACCUCAGACUUCCAAAUGUAUCAUAUUUGACCUUGGACCUAGGUCCCCCAUCUCCAUAUACAAUCGAUUUUACUGACCUAUCAUUCCCCGCCCUUUCUAAUUUUGUUGUUUCAUUGAGAGAUGGAGUUUUAAAUGUCAAUGUCAACUUGUCUCUCCCUGGAACAUCAAUGGCAUUCCAUACAUCAAAUGGUCAAUUCAAUGUAAAUGCGAUCAACACAACCAGCAUUCUAUCAUUAAAAAUUUUAGGUACAGCUUCAACAGUUGCACCCGAUCCAGCAACAUGGCCCAAUUUGGAGACUUGUCAACCAUCUGGAUUUAAGUUAAUUUUAUCAUCAAACCAAGGUAUCACUGGUACUGUUCCAGCUUCCAUGUGUCCCUAUUCCCUUCAAAUCUAUUCAACUGGAAUAUCUGCUUUGCCAGAUUGUUAUAAUUGCUAUUUUAACUCUCAAAAGGGUAUCAUUGCAACUAGUCUCCCACUUCCAAAUGGGUUUGUUUGUGAUAUUACCAUUGAUUCAUUUGAUUUGAUUUUCAUUAAUGGCAUGUCACUCAUUACAGGUCAAAAUAUUGGUUAUGGUAAUUCAGGAGAUUACACAUUGGUUCCUGUUAUCGGAAAUUCAAAGUUGGAGGUACAUAAUAUGGUAUAUGAACCAUAUCCUGGUCCAAAACAAACGAUUUCUAUUCAACUUGAUUCCAACUAUCCAGCAUACAAGUUUGAUAAUUUUACAGCAUUUGAGGUUGGAAUUCAUCUUUCACAAGUGUCGGUUGGUAGUGUUCUACCAGAAGGAAAGGUCAUGUUCAGAAUCAGACAUCAAUCUUUACAAAUGUCACUCAUUCAUUAUGUUAGUGUCAAUGGAUCAGUACCCAUUGAGGUAGAAUCGAUUGAUUCUCAAUACUUGUAUACCACCGUGACCACUCCCAACGAUGGUUUCAUUAUUUUCAAUGUUUCAAAUAAUUAUACUAGUUUUGGUAUUGCCUAUGAUUAUCGACAAAGUCAUCCAUAUGUCAAUUAUAUGAAUCCAGUUACCAUUUCAAAGAUUGGUACAACAUUUACCUUUCAAGGGUUUUAUGGAUACUAUUUGAAUGUUAGUGCUGCUACUAUCUCUUUUAAUGGUGAUCCAACAAUAUGUAUUGUGACUGGAUUAGAAACCUACAAUUUGAAUUGUACACAGGUCAAGCAUACUACUGUAGGUCCAACUAUAAUCUCAACAACUGUCGGUGGAUUCACAAGUAGAAGAACGUAUACUGCCAAUAUUAAAGCAACACCAUUGUCUCAAUGUCUUUUGAAUACAAUCUGUCAACUACAUGGGCAGUGUGAUAUGGAUGGUCAAUGUCUAUGUGAUACAGGUUACUAUGGUGCAAACUGUACAAUGGGUUAUCCAAAACUAUCAUCUGGUAGUUAUGUAGAUGAUACCCCAACAAAAACAAGAAUAUUUACAUUAUAUGGUGAUUUUAGUAAUGCUCCUUCAAAUGUUACUAUUAUGAUUAAUGGUACUUGGACAUGUACACCAUUGGUUACUUUACCAACUAUGGUUAAUUGUACCAUUCAACCAAUUCCAACAACCAUUGGGUUAGUGUCAGUUGACAUUAGUGUCAAUGGUUCAACAAAUAAUGCAAAGGAUUUUAUUUUAUUCCGUCCCAUUCCAACUACUCCAUCCUCUUCUGAUUCAUCAUCUGAUUCAUCAGAAGUACCAGUCAAUCAAUGUCCAAAUAAUUGUUUUGGUCAUGGUGAAUGCGUCAAUUCAAAAUGUAAAUGUUUUGAAGGGUACAAUGUACAAGAUAAUUGUUUAACAAAGAUAAUCAAUAAUAAUACAAUCACACCCAAUACAACAGCACCAACAACAUCAUUUGAUAUUGAUGGAGUCGAUUUCCAAUUCGAAAUUGUUGCCAUUCAAGAAAUAGAUGUUGACAAUAAUAUUGUUCAAGAAUUAUUGACCGAUAAAUGGAAUGCAACCAUUUACAAUGACACUCAAACAACAACAGUCAACUAUCAACUAAAUACUACAUCAACAACAACAUUGGCAAUGGUCAGUGCAACGAUAUCAUUCUCAUCACAACCAAGAGAUAUUCCAUUUGGAUUAGAGACAUUACAUAUCAAUGCCAACAGUAUCAAAGUAUCGGUGAAUAUCAGUGAUUGGCAAUACCAAUCAUUCUUGACAACACUACGAGUAAUAUUCAAAACCACACUAUCAAAAGACCAAUCAUUUGAAUUUGAUUGUCAACAACAACAAAUCGACAGUCUUCAAUUCCAACUAUCAUCAUCGAUUCAAUAUCUCAGAGUUGUCAAAGAUAAUAUUCAAUUCACUGGUCGAUUCAUUGAUUAUGUAUUGUCAGAUGGUAGACCAUCAUUUUCAAAAACAUAUUUAAUCAAUCAAACAGACAACCAAGACAAUGAUCAGAUGACAACAAUAUUAAUUGGAAUCAGUACACCACAAUGUCAAUCAUGUAUUUUAGACCCAGAUUUCACACCAUUAUUAAUCGACAAGAGUGAAGAUUCUGGUUGUGAAAAGAAAUCAAAUGCAUGGAGAAUAGCUGUUGGUGUAUCUAUUGGUGGUGCUGCUCUAAUCGUUGCAUCUGUUAUUGUCAUAAAGUAUAGAUUAAAUGUUAACAAAACUAAAAAAGCAGAAAGGAGAAUAUCACAAAAAUUAAAAGCUCUCAACUAA
Cavenderia fasciculata is the source of this 9477-nucleotide messenger RNA. RefSeq lists its product as uncharacterized. Lineage: Eukaryota; Evosea; Eumycetozoa; Acytosteliales; Cavenderiaceae. The coding region runs from base 1 to 9477 and encodes 3158 amino acids. The record is from RefSeq and is a predicted model, not a curated record. The transcript has 29 exons.